AUGGCAGCUGCGGUCCCAGUCAUAAUCGGUGUUGCCGACGUCAUCAAUCGUUCAGCAAGGAUUGAGGAUGCGAAGGAACCGGCAGACCUGAUGCACCAAGCUAUUUUAGAUGCGCUUAAAGAUACCAACUCGUCGAAACCCGAACUAUUGAAGUCGAGCAUUGAUAGCAUUGACGCGGUUAAUACUUGGACAUGGCCUUAUCCCGACCUUCCGGGGCUUUUAGCAGAGAAGCUGGGCAUAAAUCCGACUCAUAAACAUACCAGUAUCCACGGCGGGAACCAGCCUGGCUUUCUGUUCGAUGAGGCCGCAAGGCGGAUAUCUAAAGGGCAGACGAGGGUAGCUGUUUUAACCGGCGGUGAAGCGCUCGCUUCUUUGGGAGCGUGCGCCGCGGCUGGGAAACUGCCACCCCCAGGCUGGUCGCCAUCUGCUUCAGAAAUAUCGGGAGUUCCAUCUCCUACAACGAGGGACUUAGGGAGCGAUCUUGGAGGCCUACACGACAUCGGUGCUCCCAUUCAUAUCUAUCCUCUGUAUGAGAAUGGAUAUCGUGCCCAUCGAAAGCAAUCUAUUAGCGAUAAUCACAAAGAAUCUUCCAAAAUAUAUGCAGAGCUGGCUAAAAUUGCAGAAAAAAACCCAUAUGCUUGGAACUUCGGCAAAAGAGUUAGCGAGGAAACAAUCGGGACCGUAGGGGGGAAAAACAGAAUGAUCUGUUUCCCGUAUCCCUUGUUAAUGAAUGCAUUCAAUAGUGUUAACCUGGCUGGAGCUGUAAUCCUUACUUCAACGCAGCUUGCAGAAGAGCUUGGUAUACCUAAAAGCAAGUGGAUAUAUGCUCUUGGCGGAGCUGGCACUCAGGAUAGCACUUACUUCUGGCUGAGACCAAAUUUUUACAGCUCUCCAGCAAUAACACAAUCUCUUGAUGCUGCAUUGCGAUUACGUUCUGGGAAGGGUUCAACUGCGCUAGUGCUUGCAAAUGGAGGCUCUGCUACGUAUGAGCAUGUCAUAUGUAUCUCCUCGCAGCCAAGACCAACAGGGUCGCCAUAUCCGGCUUCUGCACCGCUUCCAGAAUUUACCGAAGUCUCUGGACCACCUGUAGAUGAAACUCCUGAAGGAGAAGCCGUAAUUGAGACGUAUACCGUCUCAUUUCAUCGCUCUGGCAAGCCAGAGUUGGCAUACAUCGUAGGAAGGCUGAAGAAAAAUGAUUAUCGUUUUGUUUCGAAUCAUGCGGAUGAGCAAACGCUAAAGCAGCUUUGUAGCACAACUGAAGAGCCCAUUGGGAAAACUGGAUGGGUUUUCUGUGACAAGGUUGGUGAAAAGGGCACAGCGGGAAGAUGCUAUUUCACCUUGGAGAAAAAAGAUACGUCAAAGCUGUAG
Molecule: messenger RNA, 1368 nt
Organism: Orbilia oligospora ATCC 24927
Lineage: Eukaryota; Fungi; Ascomycota; Orbiliomycetes; Orbiliales; Orbiliaceae
Exons: 7
Coding region: 1-1368 (455 amino acids)
Molecular function (GO): acyltransferase activity
Source: RefSeq, a predicted model, not a curated record